GCGCUUGUUCGCUUUGACCAUGAUGGCGCAUCGCCCAACCCAACCCAGUUUGUUUUUGUACUACAACCUACUUUCUUUUCCUCGCUACAACUCUUCCUCAAUAACCACGAAUUAACAUCUUCAUGAAACGUUUGACUAUACACAAUCGAACAAACGAGAGCGUGUCUCUCGAUACUAUUGUUCAUACAUUUCCGACAGAACGACGGAUGACUAUCUUACCUGGGGGCUCGACGACACUGCCGGUCAGACGUUUCGGCGCCCCUCUAACACUUUACAGGCAGGAUGUUAGUAAGGACCACUCAUUAUAUGUCAAAGAGUUAGCGUCGCCAAGUAAAAUCAUCGUUCAUGGACCUAUGAUGCUCGGCGCGACCUGGCGAGCAGUCGAAGUUGGUAAAGAUUGUCCAUGGAUAAUAUACCGCAGUCGUUCGAGCAGGCGGCAACGUAGCCUCUUAAUUCUACCUCGGCGAAACCUCUCAGCUUUCUUGCGAGACCUACCUGAUACUCUGCCGCUCUCUGCUUUGGCUUUACCUGGUACGCAUGAUACUAUGGCCCUCUACGGAUGGCCAAUAUCCCAGUGCCAGUCACUCGCCACGCCGCUUGUUGUACAACUUCAAUCAGGCAUUCGCAUUCUCGACAUCCGACUGGCUCUUAAAGACUCUAGGCUCAUAGCCUAUCACGGCGUAGUUGCACAACGAGUCUCAUUCCAGUAUAUUCUUUCCACCAUUCAUGAUUUUCUCACCUCUCCAGAAAGCUGUCACGAAACAAUAGUGAUGUCCAUCAAACAAGAGGACUUUGCGGUCGUACGUCCGCAAGAAUUCUCUCAACAUGUCCACGAUGAGGUUGCUAAUGGACCUGGCGGUAUGGGGAUGUGGUUCCUUGAGAAUCGGAUUCCAACUUUGGGAGAAGUGCGAGGAAAAGUUGUUAUGUUCAGUCGAUUUGGCGGCAAUGGUUGCGAAUGGGAUGGAGGAUUGGAAGGCCUUGGUAUACAUCCUACCACAUGGCCUGACAGCGAGAAAUUUGGCUUUACUUGGGAGUGUAAAAAUACCCUAGUAUGGACGCAUGACUGGUACAAUAUACCAUCAUUUUUAGCCAUUCCCGAGAAGACAACUCUGGCGACUCAAAUCCUGCUUCCGUCUCCGAAUAACCCACCAGUGCCAACCCUCGCGAUCACGUUCUUUUCUGCGGCCUCGUUUCCACUCGCGUUCCCACCAACCAUCGCGCGAGGAUUCGGUUGGCCUAGUAUAGGGUUCGGCGUUGGAGUUAAUGCGCGACUUGCCAAGUGGCUCAUCGACAAACUCGCUGGAGGCGAAAACGAUUCAGAGAAACCCUAUAUGAAUCCAGGACCGAGAAUACGUGGUUGGGCAUUUAUGGACUUCUAUACGGACCCGCAGGACAACUCUGUCAUUCCACUGCUAAUAGAGUGCAAUUACAGAGGCCGAAUCCGUGGAGAGGAAGGCUGGUUGUAGACUCAUAAGUUUGGCAUUGGCAUUUAUUCACAUUAGAUCCAUCCUCACGUAUGUGAUGACUUUCAUGACGGUUACGGUGUGUACAUAUACCCUGUAGUAUAUGACUCUCUUUCGGCGGGCUUAUAAACAAGGAUAACAUUCGAAAGUUCCUGCCUUUGACAAGAAUUUGUAUCAGAAAUGCGGCACAUACGCCACGUACUCGUUCGUCAUCCCACCAUUGUACCCUUCGAUUUCUCGCAUAUACUUUGUACAUAUGCAGUAAAUACGACGCUCCAAUAAUUCACUCAUUGGACAUUU
This is a messenger RNA of Somion occarium, 1763 nucleotides long. The record is from the annotation of a GenBank genome assembly. Lineage: Eukaryota; Fungi; Basidiomycota; Agaricomycetes; Polyporales; Cerrenaceae.